AUGCCAUCGCGAAUCGGCGUCGAUCCGCGAUGUGGGCAAUGCACACGACUGAAUCGCAAAUGCGACUGGAACUUCAGAUGGAACUUCACUGAUGCUACGACGAAUACUCAAAAGCGAUUCAGUAAUGUCAAGACAGAGGGCAAUGCGGUCUGGGAUCCUACCACGCCCACGUCCACGUCUCCCUCUUCUUACUAUCAACGAGACGAUCUUCCUGCCUUUUCUGAGCUCAAGUCAGAAGAAGACCGGGAACGAAAAGCUGAAUCUCACAAGCCAGGUACUUUUGGCGUGAUUGUUACUCCAGAGAGCUUCCACGAUCUGCCAGAAUAUGCAGCCUCAACAUCCCAUGAAUCGAGUAAUCGACGAAGAACAAGUACUCAUUCAUGUCGAGGCGGAAGGAGUAGCCCACGACCUUCACCAAGGCGAGCUACAACACUGCCUCCAGAUCCGAAUAUGGUGAUUCUGGAUCGAUUCGAAGAUUCAUCGUCAGAAGCUACGAUGCCGAUAUGCAGCUCAAGAGAGGACUUCUCUGAAUCGAUCCAAGCUCUCUCGAUCACGAGUCCACCCUACACACCGAGUACGACUUCAACAGCAGCGACGGCAAGUAUAAGAGAAGACGAGGAGUUGGUCACCCAUUUUCGACAAUACAUCGUUCCGAGGCUCGUUCAUCCACAAUCUGAAGCGAUGCGCGGCAUUGCGUCGCAAGGAUCAACGACCGAUGUUCUCGAGCGUGAAGCUGCGAGAUUCCCGCCUCUUCGACAUGCGUUGUGUGCCAUCAGUGCUCUGAAUCUGGCAUACAGUGGUCAUUCCUCGUUGGAAGAAGCCAUGCAGAAUUACCACCAGGCGCUCGCAGCGUCUUCUGCUUCCAAUAUGGCGAACGAUCUCCUAUCAGACGGCGUCUUCUUCAGACAUUAUCUGCUUUUCGUGUACGACAUCUGUGUACCGAUGCAGUCUGACGAUCUCGGAUCCGACAUGUGGGCGAAGCACCUGACACAACUACAACGGAUCGCGGUUCAACGGCAUCACCAUCACAGAGGGCAAGAGUUGCACGCGUAUACGAUCUGGAAUAUUUGCGAGCUUGAUAUCUAUGCUUGUUUGAUGGGCAGUGGUACAUGCGAAUUUCUGCGGACGAUCAUCCAGAACAACAUGCUGCCACAUAUAAGUCAGCAAGUGCCAAAGCUCACAAUGGGGCACACUCCACAACUCAGUCCGCACAAAGAGCAGCUAUUCUCGGCGAUUCUUCGACUGAACGAAGGAGUCCUCCUUCGAGCUGCAAUCAUAGCUCAAAGAGCUCAGAAUUGCAGAGCAGGAAUGGUAAAUGACCAGCAAGCCGCUCUGCUGUCACCUGGUCGACUCGCUCACUGGACUGCAAUCGCUGCACAAGCACAGAAUGACCUCUUAGCAUUUUGGCAACACGCACUACCACCACAGCUCACUUCCGAAUCUACAAAUCCAAAUACGAUUGGUGACCUACCCGACCGCGCCAAAACAGUCUUCGAAGGCGCUCUCCUCCUCUACCACGCCAUGAUCAUCUACUCCCGCACCAGCAUGUUCCGCGGUCAACGUCCAAUCCCCACCGCAACACACAUGGACAUCCCACAAGACACCGAACGACGCAUCAAUACUAUCUUUACACUAUCAAAUCGACAAAUCGAAAAUGGUCAAGUUGAGAGACGAAAUUCCGUUUUUGCAAUUUUCAUCGCUGGAGUGGCCAGUAAUAUCGACGCGUCUAAAGUCCGGGCGAUUGAGCUUAUAAGAGGAUUUGAGGGCAAUGGAAUUGGGCAGAAUACGGCUAGGACGAGACAACUGCUCGUGGAGGUUAGGGAGGAGCAGAGGAGGGUUGUGGCGAUGGGUGGGAGGAUGGAGGAUGUGAAGUGGUUGGGGGUUGCGAGGGAGAGGGGGUUGGGGGUUGCGAAUUGUGGGCUUUGA
Messenger RNA from Cercospora beticola, 1926 nucleotides. RefSeq lists its product as uncharacterized. Gene Ontology annotation, molecular function: transcription cis-regulatory region binding; DNA-binding transcription factor activity. The record is from RefSeq and is a predicted model, not a curated record. Lineage: Eukaryota; Fungi; Ascomycota; Dothideomycetes; Mycosphaerellales; Mycosphaerellaceae. Gene Ontology annotation, cellular component: nucleus. Gene Ontology annotation, biological process: positive regulation of transcription by RNA polymerase II.